AUGGAUACCAUCAAGAACGCUGCCAACUUCGUCGGUGACAAGGUCCAGGGCGCUACCGCCACUGCUUCCAAGGAGGCCAACAAGGACGUUGCCAAGGACUCCAACGCUGGCGUCGGCACUCGUCUCAACGCUGCCGGUGAUGCCAUCUCCGACAAGGUCUCCGAGAACAAGCACGACGCUAAGGCCGAGGCCCACAAGCAGGGUGCUACCCACUAA
Sordaria macrospora k-hell is the source of this 216-nucleotide messenger RNA. RefSeq lists its product as uncharacterized. The record is from RefSeq and is a predicted model, not a curated record. Lineage: Eukaryota; Fungi; Ascomycota; Sordariomycetes; Sordariales; Sordariaceae.